Messenger RNA from Pectinophora gossypiella (pink bollworm), 1570 nucleotides. RefSeq names its product tetratricopeptide repeat protein 19 homolog, mitochondrial (gene Ttc19). The record is from RefSeq and is a predicted model, not a curated record. Gene Ontology annotation, biological process: mitochondrial respiratory chain complex III assembly. The transcript has a single exon. The coding region runs from base 241 to 1218 and encodes 325 amino acids. Gene Ontology annotation, cellular component: mitochondrial inner membrane. Gene Ontology annotation, molecular function: protein binding. Lineage: Eukaryota; Metazoa; Arthropoda; Insecta; Lepidoptera; Gelechiidae.
AACACUACUGAGUUGUCUGUCAAAAGGUCAUAUGAAAAUUAAAUUAGGUUAAGUUUGAUUUUAAAAAUUUUUACAUUUGUGCUGACCUUGGAAAAAGGUGGUGACCUAGCUUGUUAAUUAUCUUCCAGUUGAUUUUUAUGUAAAUGAAUGAUGACACUUAUGUAAAUGGAUACGUGAGGGCAAUCAAGAAGAAAAUGAGUAAUUUUUUUUAAGGUUAUAUAAUCAAAAUAUUGUGAAAAAAUGUCGACAAAAUUCAGAUUUAUUUGGUCUAGAUUAUCAAAAGUUAAAGUAAGUUUUAAGACCGUUCCUGUAGCUAUGUUUUAUAAAAUGCCAAAUAGAAAUAUUGCUGUACCUGCUACACUUGGUUUUUCUAUAUUUACCUGGCUCGGUUUUGAUAAGAAACUCAGUGCAGAAGAUGAACUUAUUUUGACUAUAAAACAUUGUGUUCUUUUCAUCCAAAGAAGCGAAUAUGAAAAAGCUGAGCAGCUUCUCCACAUAGCAUUAAGACAAGCACAACAAAUGCAACAUGAACUAGGUGUAACUUAUAUCUAUGAUGUGAUGGCAAAUCUAGCUUUAGAACGGGAACAGUUAGAAAAGGCUAAAAAGUUAUUUAUUGCCGUCUCUCAAAGGAUCAUGGCACAAGGUGCAACUGAAGAUGAUUCCAGAGUGGUUCAUCUAAGUGUAAAGUUAGCUAGAAUUAGCCAUUUACAAAAGGAAUAUACAACUGCCCAACUUGGCUAUGACUGGUGCUUGCAGAAACUGAAUAAUGCAUUUCUCCAAGAACCCAGUGAUGGAAUAAAGAAACUUAUUGCACUAACUGAAGAUUGGUACGCUAGAUUAUUCCUGGAUUGUGGUAAAGAAGAACUAGCUCUAAAAUUCAUGAAAAGUGCACUGGACCGCAUGAAAGAGAUACCUGAUGUAGAAAAAGAGCAUAUAGUCAUUCAGUUAAAUGACAUUGGAACUGUAUGUGAUAAACUGGGGAAAGAUGAUGAGAGUAUAAGUUACUUUCAAGAAGCCAUCAACUUGGGAAAGACCCUAGAAAUGGACGACCUUGGAACCAUGUAUAUAAAUCUCGGUCGAGUUUAUUUGAAAAAGAACUUGCUGGAUCAAGCUAGGAAAUGUUGUGGCUAUGGCUGGAGGUUAGGAUUCACAGCUAAGAAAGAUGAUAUCAAACAAGAAGCUGAAGCUUGUAUAAAACAAAUAAAUAGCAUGAGUUAAUUAACAAAUAUUUUUAUUUAUACUCUAGUCUUAUACAUACAAAUAAGAAGAAAAUGGUAUUAAAUUAAAAAGUUAUAUCCCAAUAUUUCAGUUUAAUUUGUGGCACAAGGGUAACAUAGAAAAAAUAAUAUCAUUUAAACUUAAAAUAAAUGCACUGGUUGACAGAGAGUAAUUUCAUAAAAAAUACAUUCUUUGUAUAUAACUAAAUUAAUCAUAAUGUUAUUGAGCACUAUCCUUUGAGACCGCGAAAGGUUCCGUAACUUCUUCAACCUGGGUGUCGGCGACAACGACGUCCUUCACGGGACGGUCAUUGGAAGUAGUCACCGUUUUCUCAAUCUUGCGGACCACAUCC